UGUGUGUGUUAGGGGAGUGGGCAGUGCUCCUGGCCAGCUCCCUGAUCCUCUUAGACCGCCUGCCCCAGGCUCAAAGCUGUUCCACAGGCACCAUGCGGAGGGCCCUACUGUUUGCAGCCAUUCUGGCCAUCAGCCUGGCUGACAGUCUGGGGGCUGUCUGUGAGGACUCACUGGAGCAGGUGGUGCCUGCUGGGGGGCACAACAAGAAGGACUUGGACCUCUACCACUUGCCUUCGUCCUUGCUCCGGAAACUCUAUGACAGCCGCUCUGUCUCUCUGGAUGGAUUGCUCAAAAUGCUUAGCAAGGCUAGCGUGGACCCUAAGGAAUCGUCACUUCCCCAGAAACGUGACAUGCAUGACUUCUUUGUGGGACUUAUGGGCAAGAGGAACAUCCAGCCAGACACUUCUACUGAUGUAAACCAAGAGAAUGUUCCCAGCUUUGGCACCCUCAAGUAUCCCCCCAGUGUGGAAUGA
Molecule: messenger RNA, 473 nt
Organism: Enhydra lutris kenyoni (northern sea otter)
Lineage: Eukaryota; Metazoa; Chordata; Mammalia; Carnivora; Mustelidae
Gene: TAC3
Product: tachykinin 3
Exons: 6
Coding region: 93-473 (126 amino acids)
Biological process (GO): tachykinin receptor signaling pathway; positive regulation of blood pressure
Source: RefSeq, a predicted model, not a curated record